UUUAAGUAUGAGGAUUUUCAGGGCAGCUGCGUGUAUGUCUCCGGCGCCAAAAUUCCUAAAACCCUAAACCCUGUUUUACUCUUCAGUCUUCACAUAUUACAUUAUACACCAUAUCUUGAGCUCUGCCGCUGAUAACUUAACGAUGAAAUCACUGAUCUUUCCAACAAGAACAGCCGCGAUCUUAAUUCCAAAUCUUGUUUUUAAUCCGUCUAACUCGCUUUCUUCCAUUUCUAAUUUCUUACCUGUUAGAAACCCUAAUUAUCUCCCUCAACUACGUCGUCUUAGAUUAUCCUCAGCUUAUUCUUCGCCAAUCACCGAAGAAAACGGCCAUUGCCACCAAACUGAGGGUGAAAUUCACGUAAUUGUGGGCCCUAUGUUCGCUGGAAAAACCACCACUUUGCUUCGCCGGAUUAAAUCUGAAAGCUCUAAUGGCAGAUUUCAGGAUAAGGUCUCAAAGGGCUUCCUCAACAUGGAUGAAACAUUGAAGAAUCUAUGUUUUUCAGGAAGACUAGCAGAAGCAGUUGGAUUACUAUGCCAUACAGGACACCAAGUUGACUCAGAGACUUACUCCCUUCUUUUGCAAGAUUGCAUAUUCAAAAAAGAUUAUCAGUUUGGGAAAAGAAUCCAUUCACAAAUGAUUAUAUCUGGUUUUGUUCCCAAUGAGUACCUAAACAUCAAGUUGCUUAUAUUAUAUGCAAAAUCAGGCGAUCUAGUCACUGCCCACAUUCUUUUCAAGAAAUUACUCAUCCCAAAUGUGAUUUCAUGGAACGCCAUGAUUUCAGGUUAUGUCCAAAAGGGUCUUGAAGAACAGGGCUUGAAUCUUUAUUACAAAAUGAGACAAAAUGGUUUAACACCUGACCAGUUCACUUUUUCUUCAGUUUUUAGGGCAUGUGCCACCCUGGCAACACUAGAACAGGGUAAACAAGCACAUGGGGUUAUGAUCAAGACCCAAAUAAAUGGAAAUCUUGUAGUCAAUAGUGCCCUAAUCGAUAUGUAUUUCAAGUGCAGCUGUCCAUACGAUGGACAUUUAGUAUUCAACAAGGCCUCAGAUAAAAAUAUUGUUACAUGGACUUCCUUGAUAUCUGGAUAUGGACAACAUGGAAGGGUAAAAGAGGUAUUAGAUGCUUUCCAUAGAAUGAUAAACGAAGGAUUUAGACCAAACAGUGUUACUUUUCUUGUAGUUCUUUCCGCUUGUAGCCAUGGAGGUUUGGUAAAAGAGGGCUGGGAGUAUUUUCAAUCAAUGAGAAGAAAUUACGUGAUUACCCCUGGGGAAAAGCAUUAUGCAGCAAUGGUGGACAUUUUAGGGAGAUCAGGAAGGUUAGAUGAAGCUUUUGAGUUUGUAAAAAAUGCACCAUGUAAAGACCACCCAGUGAUAUGGGGUGCACUUAUUCAAGCUUGUAAGUGGGAUAAUGUUGCUGAGAUUAGGAGUGGAUUGAAGGAAUUGGGGAUGAAAAAGGAAAAUGCAGCUGUUAUAAAGUCUAGUAAGGAUACAAGAUAUGGAUUGGAUUCAAUUGUGACACAUGAUGGGGAGAAGCUUUCAUGUUGGCCACUUGAAGCUUUAUCAUCAUUCAAAGAAAGAAUUGGUCUUGAAGCUUAUCAUAAGCUAGAGGUGAUUGGAAUUGAUGAAGCUCAGUUUUUUGAAGACUUGUAUGAUUUCUGCAUUAAAGCUGCUGACCAUGAUGGCAAAACUGUAAUUGUUGCUGGCUUGGAUGGUGAUUAUUUGCGGAGGAGCUUUGGGGUGCUAGAUAUAAUACCGAUUGCAGAUACUGUAACGAAAUUAAAGGCACGAUGUGAGGUGUGUGGGAAGCCUGCUUUUUUUACUUUAAGGAAAACAGAGGAGACAGAGAGAGAAGUAGUGGCUGGUGCUGACGUGUACAUGCCUGUUUGUAGAAACCAUUAUUUGACUGGUCAAAAGGUCAAACAGUCUGCAAGAAAUGUUCUGGAAACACAUAACCUUCAAUGUGGCUCAUUCUUAUAGUCAAUUUACUCAUUCAUUCAUGGAAUAUCUGUAAAACGUGCUUACUCUUUCCUGACAUUCAACCCUUGAAUUGUAUUGUAUAAAAACUUACUUACGUGUUUUCUAUAUUUAAUGGGAUGUUGUAUGGAAAUUACAAACCAAAAUUCAAUGGAUAUAUUUAUUAUAAGAAA
This is a messenger RNA of Lactuca sativa (garden lettuce), 2148 nucleotides long. NCBI's taxonomy places the organism in Eukaryota, Viridiplantae, Streptophyta, Magnoliopsida, Asterales, Asteraceae. The record is from RefSeq and is a predicted model, not a curated record.